AUGGAGUAUCGAACCAUUACUAACCUUGAUGAUACUCAAUCACUUAUAGUACCUCUAAUCGGCUCAAAUCUUGAUGAGAUUAGAUAUUUGAGACCUAGUAAUUUCUAUGGAGAUAUAGAAAUUAGCAAAAUAGCUAUUGCUUGUGUAAAUAAUACCAACUAAUAAUAACUUUUAGCUUUAACAAUUAUUUUUGCUCCAUAAAACUGGAACCACAAGUUGUAAAAAGACAAGCCUGUUACAUUUAUUCUAAACACAAGAACAACAAUUUACGCAAGUGUCAAUUAGCUUAAGGGAUACACCAUUUCAAGAAAAGAUGAUAUUGAAUCCUUGUUUUAUACAUUAGUAGUACUUUCAGGAUAUAAAUUAGAACAGAUAACUGAUGAAAAUCAAGUAAACUUAGUUAAAAAGAAGAAAUUUGAAGGAACCGCUUUAGAGAGUUACUAGGAACUGAUGUCAUACUAUUUAAUAAAGAGCUGUAUAUCUGAAGAAAGCUUAUUGAAGUCGAAUCUGCCAUUCACCUUAAUACUUUUGUGGAAGCACAUUUAAAAAAUGUUAUAUGAGGACGAGCCAAACUACUAAUAUCUCAUAACUUUAUUCCAGUCAAAUCUAAGUGCUUUAGAUGAUCCUGACAAGAUCGUAGAAAUAGAUUUGUUUUAAGAGGAUUAAUUAUGGAGUUUCUAUCACUCAAUCUUUGAAGAAUACAAAUAAUCUAGAUAUGUAAAAAAUAAAGCGAGACAAGAGAGUAAAUUACUUUAGGUUAAUUAAGAAAUUGAUUUUGAAAUUGCUGAAGAAAAUUAAACUAACUAAAGUAUUGAGGAAAAACUGUGCAUUUACGAUAGAUCCACUAAAUGCUCAAUACUAUAGAGAAAUAGACAAAUUGCAAUCCAGAUCUGA
Molecule: messenger RNA, 894 nt
Organism: Stylonychia lemnae
Lineage: Eukaryota; Ciliophora; Spirotrichea; Sporadotrichida; Oxytrichidae
Source: the annotation of a GenBank genome assembly